AUGUCUCAGGGGAACCGAGAAAAACACAAGAUGGAGAAUGAAAAAGAGGAUAGAAAAAUACUGAAAAAUACAGCUCUAAGACUUGUUGAGAAUAACAAAGGAAUACUUGCAAUAGAUGAGAGUCCAGCAUCAAUGGAAAAGAAGUUUGCUGCUGUGCAGAUUGAAAACACAGAAGAAAACAGAAGAAGAUACAGGGAAGUCUUGCUAACUGCGCCUGUAGAAAUACAAAAAUAUCUGGGCGGUGUAAUCCUAAACGAAGAGACUUUCUUCCAGAAGGACAGCGCAGGAGAGCUAUUCACAACCCACAUGAAAAAGGCAGAAAUAUGCAUUGGAGUGAAACUAGACAAAGGCCUUCUUCCACUGAACAAUGACAAUACAAGCCAAGAGAAGCUCAGCACAGGCCUGGAUGAUCUAAAUGAAAGGUGCCUUAGAUACAGAAAAGGCGGGGCAUCCUUUGCAAAGUGGCGGUCUGUCUUUACAAUCUGCCAGGAUCUUCCGACAGAGGAGUGCAUCUUUAAGAACUGCAACAUUCUGGCAGAGUACGCAAUGAUUUGCCAGAAAAACAAUCUGGUGCCUGUUGUAGAGCCAGAAGUAUUAUUCAAUGGGGAGCACUCUGCAGUGCAGUGCGAGAUAGUCACUGCUGCUGUCAUUUCUUGUCUGUUCUACCACCUGAACAGAAAGGGCGCGUACAUUCCGGGAAUUAUUCUUAAAGUUGGCUUUGUCACCGCAGGGCAGGAAAGGCAGAGACAGUCUCUGGGGGACGUAGCAAAUGGAACCAUCCAGGCAUUUAUGGCCUCUGUUCCACCUGCACUGCCUGGUGUGGUAUUUUUAAGUGGCGGCCACCCAGAAGACAUCUCUGUGGAGUACCUAAAAGAAGCCAACCGCGUGAAAAGAGAAAGAAAUGCGCCCUGGGCAAUUUCGUACUCAUUUGGCCGGGCACUGCAAGAUAGUGUCCUGAAGCUAUGGGCAAAUAAUGAUGAGAAUAAGGAAAAGGCUCAGAAGCUGCUGGUGGAAAGAGCACGGAUCUGCUCUGAGGCAGUUAAAGGAUGA
Molecule: messenger RNA, 1050 nt
Organism: Nematocida ausubeli
Lineage: Eukaryota; Fungi; Microsporidia
Product: fructose-bisphosphate aldolase class-I
Exons: 1
Coding region: 1-1050 (349 amino acids)
Biological process (GO): glycolytic process; fructose 1,6-bisphosphate metabolic process
Cellular component (GO): cytosol
Molecular function (GO): fructose-bisphosphate aldolase activity
Source: RefSeq, a predicted model, not a curated record